AUGGCAUCCACUAACGAAGUUGGACUUGCACCAGAUCGCGUUCGAAAUCAAUCAGGAGACAUUUCAGAAGAUCUACAUUGUUCGAUAUGUCAUAAUAUUUUAUGGAAAUCAGUCGCUUGUCAGACAUGCGAAACUCACUAUUGUUCAGUGUGUAUCAAAAAAUGGCUUCAUGAAGGCAGAAAUCAAUGUCCAGUGGGAUGCGAACCAUUCGUAGAAAGAGCAUGUUCUCGAUUUAUUGUUACUCCAUUAGCCAAAUUACAGGUUACCUGCACCUAUGAACCAAACGGUUGCCGCGAGAUUCUUCCAUACGAAGCGGUCGAAAAGCAUGAGGUAGAAUGCGGUUUUCAGGCACAAAGAUGUGCUGGUUGCCAUUCAUCGUUUGCUAAAAAGGAAAUCGAGCAACAUAAAUCUCAGUGUCCAUUGAUUGAAAUAACUUGUGAAGAUUGCAAAAUUGUCUACAAGAAAGGUGAUGCAAGUCAAAGUCAUACCGAUAUGAUAUGUCUUAAAGAACAAUUUGGACAGUUUCGUCAUCAAACGCAAGAAGAAAAUAUACAGUUAAAAGAAGACAAUCAACAGUUAAAAGAAGAAAUUAAAUUUUUAAAAGAAGAAUUGCAAAAACACCUUCAGGCUCCUCAAUCACAAUCAACAACAUCAGCACGAAAAACACCAUUAAGUUCAAGUGAAAAUAUUAAAUUUGCAUUUACAGAUAUUGAUAAACAACAAACACAAUUACAAAAACAAACAUUAAUAACAAAAGCAAAAACUUCAUCUGUUGAAUCAUCAUCAUCAGCUUCAAAUGCACUAUCAGAAUAUGAUAGUAAACCAUCAAUAUUUGGAAAUUUGAAUGGUACUUCUAAUACAUCAUUAUUUGGAACUUCAACACCGAUAAAUAAUCCUAAUAGUUCCAUAUUUGGCGGUAGUGCGUCAAUAAGACCACCAGCUAAUACUAGUGGCUUUUCAUUUUCUGGUUUUGGUAAUACAACAGCAAAAACACCUACAAAUGGUUUUCAAUUUUCUACACCUGGUGCAGCAUCAACAUCGACAACAAAUAUAUCAUCAACACUUUCAUUUGGAUCUGCAUUAGCAGCAGUAACAGCUAAUAAACCAAUCUUUGGUAAUACACCAAAAUUUAAUUUUUCUGACUUCGCUAAACAAUCAUCGACCAGUAUGAAUGAUAAAUCGACAAGUAAUGGAACUGAACAACGAGUUUUUGCUGGUCAAGGUUCACUUAUGUUUGGUACAAAUACAACUGUAAAAACUAAUACAAAUGAAGAUGAUGAAGGUGAUGGUGAUGGCGAAGACGAAUCAUAUGAACCAAAUGUUUCAUUUAAACCAAUUGUACAAUUAUCUGCUGUUGAAGUUAAAACAGGUGAAGAAGAUGAAAAUAUUCUCUUUUGUGAACAUGCUAAACUUUAUCGUUUUGAUGGUGAAUCAAAUCAAAUGAAAGAACGUGGUAUCGGUGAAAUAAAAAUUUUACAGCAUAAAACAAAGAAUCUUCAUCGCAUAUUAAUGCGUCGUGAACAAGUUUUAAAAUUAUGUGCUAAUCAUAAGAUAACAUCACAGAUGAAAUUAAGACCACAUCAAGGUUCAGAAAAUGCAUAUGUUUGGUCAGCUAUGGAUUUUGCUGAUGGUGAAGCUAAACAUGAAACAUUGUGUGUUAGAUUUAAAUCAAGUGAUAUUGCAAAAAGAUUUGUUAAACAAUUUAAUGAAGCUAAACAAGCAAAUGUUAAUACUCAAUAA
Molecule: messenger RNA, 1740 nt
Organism: Rotaria sp. Silwood2
Lineage: Eukaryota; Metazoa; Rotifera; Eurotatoria; Philodinida; Philodinidae
Source: the annotation of a GenBank genome assembly